Desarmillaria tabescens is the source of this 1804-nucleotide messenger RNA. RefSeq lists its product as uncharacterized. Bases 1 to 1755 code for a protein of 584 amino acids. Lineage: Eukaryota; Fungi; Basidiomycota; Agaricomycetes; Agaricales; Physalacriaceae. The record is from RefSeq and is a predicted model, not a curated record. The transcript has 8 exons.
AUGGCACCAACACAAGCUGAAGUCGAUGCCGCUCAGAACGAAAAGCUGCGAAGAAUCUAUGUCAUCGCUUGUGGGAAAGAACCUCCCGCACAGGAUAAAGACAACACCUACUUCAUGUGGAGAUGUUCUUGUAAGGGCCUUGGCAUAAAUGGGCAGCUCAUCGAUGAACUACGGGAGGCUUUGCCAUCCUUAUCCAAGGUCACUUGGGAAGACGUCACUAAGGAACUCAAUUUAGACCCUUUACGUGGCAAUGAACAAUUUUCAGGAAAACCCAUCCAAAACCUCUACCUACCACACAGCUUCAUCAAAACUUUGCUUGAUGAUGCAAGGACCUCUCUCCUGGCAUACGGCCAUCCUACAGAGCACAAAAAUGAAAGACAACAUAUACAAUUAGCAUCUUUUAUUAUUAGGGCAAUCCUGAAAGUGUUUGGGGGUGUUAUUCGCGACACAUCAGAGGAGCGUUUGCCUGCUAGCAACACGUCAUCCGGCGGAUCUGUCGAAGUCGAGUUAAGGAUCAAGAAUAAAAUUAUCAUCUUCGUCGCAGAAUUCAAGAAGCUUAUAAGGGGGGAUCCCAAUCAUAAGGUCCUCGCCCAGGCGGUGGCUGAGGUUACUUGUGUAGAACAAUACAAUCGCUUCCUAGGAUACACAUUUCCUAUCCACGCCAUCACUACCGACCUCGAAGAAACAGCGGUGUAUACAUGGGACCAUGACACUUCUUAUCUUGAUGGCUCGUAUACAGUGACACGGUCGCUCUUUUCCGUGGUGGUGGAGGGAUAUACUGAAUACAUCAAGGAAGAAUUGAACCAGUUAGCGCUACCAGCAACUCUGAAAAAGCCCAUUGCAACGUCAAAAAUAAUUCAUGCCCUCCAGGACAAUGAAUUCACGAAGAUUCUUCGCGCCAAUGCAGAGCUUCCAGGACCUAUCGAAGUUGAAGAAGACUCGACAGCAGAAGCAACGAAUCAGAUGCACCGGUGUGAACAGCACAUGACAGCAAUCUGCCACGCCCUCCUAUCGCACGUCGGGUUUAUCAUAGCCCCAAAACACCUCACAUCAAAGAAGAAACUUCAACUUUCCCAGGAUAGAUCUCAACGCGCGACUCGGCACCUUACUUAUUCCAUCAAGCCACUACAAUUCAGACUUUGCGUACGGAUUAUUCGUAGAGUUCCUGAUUCUAGCGAAUCUGAAGCGAGCGCUCCUGAUCCCGAGGAGAAUGAUCCCAAUGUCCUCGUAUCAAUACGCUGGAAGAAUAGUUUAGUGGCCCGAGCGACACGGGCUUACCGAACUGUCGUAUGGAGCUUCGACUUUGCUCAUUUUCUCAACGAGCAUAUGCUGUUUCCUUCCAAGUUCCACAAGGUGGAGGACAGUGGGUUUCACAACCCAGCUCUGUACAAAGAGUUUGUACACAUGAUGCAGCAGACUCUAUUGCAGCCAUUGUGGCAGAACAUCCAUAACAACUAUAGGGAGGUCGGCUCCGCUGACCCCGGAGACGACCCUCAUUCUAAGAAGCUGUACGAACGAUCCCUCGAACUCGUCGAGGAGGCCAAAAUGUUAUUGUCAAACCCAGACUCCACACAGGAGCAGCGAGCCCGUGGUAUGGAAAAAUUGCACGCGAGUGUCCGGUUACCGAUAUGGGACAGCAAGAUCUUCUCAGAAGAGGAAGUACUCCAGCAAGAUGAAGAAGGGUACAAGUUUCACGACGAGUAUGUUGAACCGGUCACCCGAGCCGAUCGCCUCGAACACGAGGGGGCUGCCUGACCUGGCAACCCCGAUCCUCCCCGAGGUGAUAAUUAAUAGGAUAUAGCAG